UCAGACGUACAUCCAGUAAGCUCACGCCCAAAACAAAAAAACGCUCCCAUCCCCCUCACUCAAGCAUCUUCCACACAAACAUCUGUAUCCUGUUCUGCCAUCACCAGCCCUCUCGUCACCGACCUCACUGUUGCGACGGCCUAUUCAACCCCACCCACACCGUGCCCACAUCCACCUCGCUGUCACUCUGGCAAUUGCGUUUUCCUUUUCGCGCUUUUCCCACGUGUCUGCGUGCCUUCCCCGCGAAUUCGAUCGUCUCUCAACCACUGGCGCGCAUCUGUGCUGUUCUGCUGAAUAACCAUGGACGGACAGGACGCUUCUGGUCGCCGCGUUAGCCUCUUGAACGACAACCCACAGGCCCCACCACUCAUUCGCCUACCCUCCAUAUCGCCUUCUCUUCGCUCAAGAACAUCAAGCUACACAUCGUCGCGCGUCGGCUCACCACCCACGCCUUAUCUGGUGCGCAGCAACUCUUCUGACUCAGUCGAAUCAAUGCAGACCCCAUCGCCCAUCACCCCGGAUUUCAAUUUCGAUUCUCAUGGACUGGAGUCGCCAGUCUUCGCUCAGGCUGGCUUCUUCUCUCAGCAAAAGGACUUUGCUUCGGCUUACCCACCUGUCCCCCAGCCCUCAGGACCACUGCCAUACCAUCCUACGGGCGCCUCACAGGCUGCUGUCUACUUCCAGCCUCAGCAACAAACAAUAGAACCCCGAGUUGCGCCGCCAUCAGCAUCAUCCAACGCUCGUCCCAAGAAGAACAGCUACCCCUGCCCCCUGGCGCAGCAGUACAACUGCAGCGAUUACUUCACCACAUCUGGUCAUGCUGCUCGCCACGCCAAGAAGCACACAGGGAAAAAGGAUGCGUUCUGCCCAGAGUGCAACAAGGCUUUCACACGCAAAGACAAUAUGGAGCAGCAUCGUCGCACACAUCAAAGCGGCCGAAACGCCACAAAAGGGAGCGACAAUGGUGUGAAGAAGCCCAAACAUCAGGCCAAGCGGCCCAGGCCAUCUCCUAUCCAGUCAUCGAUACCUUCCAUGUCAUCACUAGCUUUGGUAGAUCCGUCCCUGCCCGUCAGUCCAGUGGAGCAGAGUUUUAUCGCCCCCGCAGUACAACCCAUGGAUACAUAUAUGGAGUUUACACAACGAUCGCCGUACCCGGACCCCACUGCUUUCUCCAUGAACGGUUACAAUAUUGGGUCGUUUAACAAUGGCCUCGAUGCUCUUGCGAUUGCUGCCAGUGGAGAAAAGCGCAAGUUCGAGUCUUGAUCAUUCGCAAUCUUUCCGAAUCUGUUCUUCACUUCCACUAGACUCUUUCCUGUCUGAAAAGUCCGGUAUCGCAAGUAAUAAUCCUGAAAGCUUAGCCUGGAGUCAGGUACUGGGGUACGAGUCAAAGAUUAUGGCGUUCAAAAUUUGGGCUUCGCAAUAGACUCUCGCCAUCAAGGCUUCAAAUUACCCACCAUUUUUUACUUCUAUUGUGUAUUUUCUUUAUAGCCUGGUUCACCUCGGUAUCUUUUGACCUUGGGUGACGAUGUACGGGUGGCGUUUUUUUCAUCAUGCUGUUCCGAUAUCUUCAAGGGUGGCAGUGAGGCAGAACGGUAGUGGGGGCAACAAUCAGGAACACACAUGGUAUACCCGCCCUUUCGCAAGUGGCACAGCAUAGGUU
Dothidotthia symphoricarpi CBS 119687 is the source of this 1660-nucleotide messenger RNA. RefSeq lists its product as uncharacterized. Bases 301 to 1263 code for a protein of 320 amino acids. Lineage: Eukaryota; Fungi; Ascomycota; Dothideomycetes; Pleosporales; Dothidotthiaceae. Gene Ontology annotation, biological process: regulation of transcription by RNA polymerase II. The record is from RefSeq and is a predicted model, not a curated record. Gene Ontology annotation, molecular function: DNA-binding transcription factor activity, RNA polymerase II-specific; RNA polymerase II cis-regulatory region sequence-specific DNA binding. The transcript has a single exon. Gene Ontology annotation, cellular component: PcG protein complex; transcription regulator complex.